GUAAACAGAUGUCAAAGUUAAAUAAUUUAAAAGAUUAUAGACUAGAUAUACUAUAAUUUUUGAAUAAUUCUUUAUUCAAAGAGUAUCAAAGAGGAAUCUUUACAGGUAUUGAGCGAGUAAUAUCUGAACUAUGGAGGGUAGAGGUCCAAUGUUGAUGCUUGCGAAAAACAUGGAUAACAUAGUAGAAAACUAUGACAAAAAAUAACACACCAGUGUUUUAGAUAUAUAAUAUCUCUAAUCUUUGCUGUCAACAAUGAAUAACAAUAAUUCAGGAAUAUUUGAUUUAAUUACAGAACUUUGUGAAAAAUUCGAAAAAAAUCCUUCUAAAAUAAAAAAUGUUCGUUCUAAAUGCUAUGAAGUACUAUUGGGAAAGAGGACAAUAAGGAUUGAAAAAAAAUUUCGAGAUCUUAGUACAAAAGACCCUUUCUGUAAUCUCAUAGCGUGGCAGUAUGUUUUGUCCCAUCAAUACAACUCAAGAAGAUGUGCAGAACAAAUUGCAGACCUUCACAAGUUACUUUCAGACACUUACAAAGUCGAGGGACAGUUAGAUACUUACAAUAAUAUUUUAACAUUUCUACUUAGUUUGAGGAAUAUUCCCUCUAUACAACAUGAUCAAAUGGAUUUAUCAAUUCUUCCCGAAUUUGGGCCAAAUCCUGAUUUCAACAGCCUUUUCAAAUUACCUGUUUCAAUUCUAUCUCAAGUGCCUCAAUAUUCGAAUAGUACUUUUUACUUGGAUUUUAAAAAGAAACAAUCAAACUGCAAUGAACUUCAGAGAGUAGAUUCCUGUACCUGUUCAGAGGUGUCUUGUAAGUCAAGCUACAAAACAGUAUCAGGGACAGCACACAAUGAAGAUGAUGAAGUAUUUCAUGAAGAAGACAAUGAAGAAAGUGUCUGGGAAAUUGCUGCUAGGGAGCCAUUUUGCAAGAGGAAAACCUGGGAGACCUACGGUCAACCAGAGCCCGAUAAGGAGCCCAUAUUUCUCUCAGAAUUGGGCGAUUUAUCUUCACUGUGGGUCGACAAUUUACAUUCCACACGAUUCAAUAAAUACUUCAGGGACGGCGUUGUAUUCAGGUCGGAAAUCAAAUCGAAAAAGAAAUUCAUCGGAGAUUUGAAAUAUCUGCUCGUUGGUAUGGCCUCCGAGUCUUUUACUUAUAAUGAUUUCGGAGAAUUAAUAAUGAUACCUGAUAUAACUUUGGAAGGAUUAACGGAAGAGACGUUGGAAGAAUACAGUAAAAAUUUCACUUUGAGUGGUACUUGCUAUAAAGCUUUGUAUGAAAUGAGCUUACCUGAUCCACAAACCAGUAAAUACAAAUGUAACGGUUAUAUAUAUGCUGAAUUGUGUGAGAGUAUUAGUAAAUACCUACAGUUUUAUAGGACGGCCAUUAUGAGUAUACCGAAUAGCAUGAAUCUCUUGGAGUUUAGCGAGAAAACUAGUCCUUUGAGAAUACAAAUUAAUACGGUAGCAUCGAUAUGUAAAGUUGGCCCUUAUAAAGAAAGCGAGGAAAUACCGCAUGGCGUUGCUCUCUUGAAUUAUUUAUAUCAGAAAGUUAUCGAAAUUAUAGAUAAGAAUAUAAUACUCGUCUUAUACUCGAUACUUUUUCCAUGCUGUCAGAUUUAUUUUGGUCGUUUUAUUCUCCAGUGGAUACUGUACGGAUCAGUGAAUGAUCCGUACGACGAGUUCUUCAUCAAGACAAACUAUAAGUAUCUAACAACAAGGGGGCGUACCUAUUGGACCAGAAGUUUCGUAAUUCGUCCUGACAUAAUUCCGGAAUUCCUCAACGAUUUGAAGGAAACGAUACUGCUUUGUGGGAAAAUGAUGAACCUUUUGAAGUUUUGCAAUCCUUUUAACAAGCUCUGCCUGUUUCUGAUGGGGAAGAAACCUCACCUGAUAUCUUGUUGCAUCACCAGAGAUCAACUGAUUCUUCUGGAACAGAGCGCUCAGACCUAUUACUUGGAAGCGUUGGAAUUUUGCGGUCGCAAACAUUCUAUCGCUUUUUUGAUCCGAAAAGAGAAGGAAAUCAACGAGGAUCUACUUGAGUUCAUCUCUCAGAAAAGGGCGGCCACAUUGAAGAGAAUCGAAUUGGAACGACAAAAAUUCGCCCAAGAGGAAUAUGACAAGAAACUGGAAGAGAGGGCAACGUUGAAGGAACAAUAUGACAUUGCCCUGCACCAGAAACAAUUCAAUAUAUUGCAGGAUAUAGAGAGGGAGAUUAAAUCAAUCGAAACUAGUAUUCAAAUAGCCAAAAAGAGGGAAUAUAUGAUUCAGCAAGAAGCUAAAGAUUUGAUCGAAUAUUACGAACACUUGUUUCAAAUAUCCGACGCAAAAAGGGAAAGAAUCGAAAAGCAUAUCGAAGCCUUAAAAAAAUACCAACUUGAUCCCACUUACAAAACAAACCAGCAACAAGAUAACAGAAAAGACGAGGAAAAAACCCACAAUGGGGAAGAACAACAGAAAGACCUACAAACUGAAGAAAACCCUAAUUCCCUGAUACCGGAAAUCAACAUAGGCGACACCAUACAAAAUAACGAAACACCUCAGAUUCACUCUGCGAAAUCUCUGGAUGAACUGAACGCUAAUCUAGAAGAAGAAGAAGAAGAAAUCGUUGAAAUCGAACAACCGCAAAGUGAGAAGGUAAAUAAUAACGAUUUGCUGGAGGAACCGAAAAACGACAACUUCAAACAGACUUUGGAAAACUUCGAGACCGCCAAAAGGAACAAGAGGAAAGUUAUGAAUGAAGAGUUGGGAUUACGAUUGGGAGAUUCGAAUACCGAUCAACCGAAAUCUAAAGUCGAAUGGAAAUCGGAUAAUUUAACGGAUGCCCAAAAGAAUAGGAUGAGAGUUAUGUCUUCAGAGUUCGAUAUAGAAAUCAAGCCGAGGGAGAGAAUCGAGAAAGAAUUAACCAUAACCGAUAUUAACAAGUUCAAAAUGAUGACUAGUACGGUGUUUAGCUAUGAGAAUUACACGGAAAAAAAAGUUGAUAACGAAAAUACUAUAAAUAGGAACAAUACUAAAGAUAAAGAAAUAGUCACGAAAGAUACUCAGAUAAGCAACCAAAUGGAACAAAAUAAACAGAUCAACGAGAAAAACGAGGCAGAGACUAAAAUAAAAAAAUCUACAUCCCUCAGUUUAGAUUUGAAUUUUAAAAGAGGAGGCAAUUCGGAAAUGGAUAAAUGCCUCCCCAUGUCGGUUGAUUCAACACCGUUCAGUGAUAUAGCGAGUGUUUCAACGAUAUCAGCGACAAGUAGAAUAUUUCCGGAAGAUAGAACAACCGGUAGUUUCCCCACUACUGCAGGGACAGAAAUGACGGACGAUGGCGCUUUCAAUUUCACCAAAAAUUACAAUAUCCCCGAUUCCCCUAACAUCCACCUGGAUAAGGCGCAUUUUUCUAAGGUUGUCUCAGUUGAAGACGUCGAAAACAUCAAACCGAUGUGCCUGAAAAUGUUCCUCGGCCAGAGCCUAUCGUAUUCUUUGGUCGUUCAAUCGAAACUGGUCAGCAGCGAACUUCUGAAUUAUUUCGUUGAAGAUUUGAGGUAUUUGCAACAUUUGAGGAAUUUAAGGAAUUAUUUCUUCCUCCAAGACGGCGAGUUUGGGAAAACAAUCACCGAUAUCCUUUUUCAAAAGUUAUACAGUGUAAAGUUUCCGAUAGAGCUGAUCAACUGCAGGGUUCUGAGCUAUAUCAUACAUGGAUCCCUGGAUGAUUCUAACAAAACUGAGGGAAUCGACAAUUUGUCCUUCAAGAUUAAUAGUCUACCGGAUUGUUUCAACCUUUGCGAUGUUGACGUUUUGAACUGUUUGUCUCUUACGUACAAGGUUGAAUGGCCAUUAAACAUCUUAUUACCGAAAGACGCCGUUGCUAAAUAUAAUGAUGUGUUCAAAUUUUUAUUGAAGAUAAAAAGGAUGAACUGGAUUCUGAAAAAAAUGUUUAAGAAUCUCAGAAUGUUGGCCAAAGAAACGGGAACAAAAGAACAAUUUCUCAUGAUUUCAAUACAUUAUAGAAGGAUUCAUCUGUUCCGUUAUGUUAUGAUGCACUUUGUGCAGUCUCUGGAGAAUUAUAUCACAGGUGAAAUAUUUCAAACGCAAUGGGCUAUCUUAGAGGAGAAUUUAGAGGGUGUAACGAAUUUAGAUGAACUCUAUGAUGCUCACACUAAUUAUUUAAAAAAUAUCUUGUUCAUGUGUUUACUAACCCAACGUUCUGCCCCACUGAAGAGAGUUCUAGAUAAAAUUUUCACAGUUAUUCUUAAGUUUUACGACAUCUUGCGUUCGAAAAAAUGGGAGUGCACAGAAGGUACUUUCAUGCAUCCCAGUUUCAAGAAGUUGGAGACCAUGUAUGAGAAUUUCAACGAACUGGUUCUCUAUUUAUUCAAAGUUGGAAAGAAAGUUGUUAAAAAUGGAUAUCAACCACAGUUCAAACACUUUUUGGAUUCGUUGGAUACAAAUGGGAUUUAUUCUAAAAUCUCAUGUGAUAGUGUAUAAUUUAUUUGAUUUUUUUUUUAAGCAUUAAUAAACAUUAACAAAUUUAA
Molecule: messenger RNA, 4521 nt
Organism: Coccinella septempunctata (seven-spotted ladybird)
Lineage: Eukaryota; Metazoa; Arthropoda; Insecta; Coleoptera; Coccinellidae
Gene: Grip163
Product: gamma-tubulin complex component 6
Exons: 12
Coding region: 254-4474 (1406 amino acids)
Biological process (GO): cytoplasmic microtubule organization; microtubule nucleation; mitotic cell cycle
Cellular component (GO): centrosome; equatorial microtubule organizing center; spindle pole
Molecular function (GO): microtubule minus-end binding; gamma-tubulin binding
Source: RefSeq, a predicted model, not a curated record